This is a messenger RNA of Phlebotomus argentipes, 2404 nucleotides long. RefSeq names its product MICOS complex subunit Mic60. The transcript has 8 exons. Gene Ontology annotation, biological process: cristae formation. The record is from RefSeq and is a predicted model, not a curated record. NCBI's taxonomy places the organism in Eukaryota, Metazoa, Arthropoda, Insecta, Diptera, Psychodidae. Bases 118 to 2211 code for a protein of 697 amino acids. Gene Ontology annotation, cellular component: MICOS complex.
CCGGGUCGGUCAAUUUGACAACAUCAAUGGUGGACAACUAGUCUGUCAGGUGUUGUGGUUGUGCAAAUUUCGAUUUUUCCACCAAAGCCGGUGCGACACGCCUUCAAGUGUCCCAAGAUGUAUCGUCUUGCACUUCGCAGAUCCUCCCAGCUCACCAAGAUCCAAACAAACGACGCGCGAAUCCUCCACGCCAGGCGGCUGUGGAGCAGUCCUCCGGGGGCGCCACGGGAGGCGGGAUUCGGCAAGUUCCUCGUGAUCCUCUCCCCGCUCGCCGCGGCCGGAGGAGUUCUCGCCUACGCCAAGUAUGACGAGGGCUUCCGGAAGUCCCUGGUGGCCACCUUCCCGGCUCUGGAAUCCACCCUGAACACCCUGCUGGACGACAAGGGCAUCUCGAAGACGCUGGAGGACACAAAGUCCUCCGUGUUUGGCCUCUUCGGUGGCAAAGAGGAGCCAAUGAAGAAGGAGAACAUCGUGCCGCCGCCGCUGGUGAGAAAACCGCCGAAACCCACCCAGAGUGACGCCACAAUCCCCGUGCCCGAGCCCACACCGCCGCCCAAAUCCGCAGCCCCGCCCAGAGCCAGUUCCCCGGCGCGUCCGGCGCCUAAGAGCGAAUCCUUCGAGAUCCCGAAGACCGUGCUAGAGCUGGAAGUGGCCGUGGAAGCCGCCGCAGCCACCGCGGCGGCGGAGUACCAGAAGGCGGCCGAGAUCUUCAAGAAGUAUAACGAGGAAGUGCGCAAAGUCGUCGACAGCAUCGUCGAUCACACGGACACCGCGUCGUGGUCGUCAUUGAAGAACAGGACGAGCGCGCGGAAUUCCGCAGUGAGACAGGCUGAAGAGCUCGCCCAGGAGGCGGCAACGAAGCUGGAAACCCUGGAAAAGGCGCUGAAGAACAAUGUUUCCCAGGCUUCAACUGAAGUGUAUUCUAAAGUGAGAGAAACCCAGGAAAAGGCGAGAAAUACGCUGAAUGCCGCCAAGACGGAACUGUUCAAGGCUAGAGAGUUGUCCAACAUGAGUGAAAAGUACUGGAAAAAGGUUGAAGACGCGCGGAAUCACUUCGUGAGUGAAAUGGAAAGUCUCUUCCCGGGAAUCAAUGUGACGGAGAGGCAACUGGAUCUGCCGAAGGAUCAGCUGGAUCUCUUCCUGCUCUACGCGUACUCGCACGUGCUGGCGUAUCAGAAGGAGCUGCAGAAGCUGCACGUUGAGGGCGAAGAGCGACUGAAGCGCGUGCUGAACAGCCUGCAGUCGAACGAUAGGGAGGAGAUGCUGGAGGCCGAGCUGAACUAUCGCCUGGAGAAGGAGCGUCGUGAUAUGGCGCUGGCGAAGCAGAAGGAGCUCUUCGAGAUCCGCCAGGCGGGCGAGCGGAAGAUCCGCGAGGCGCUGAAGCAGCAAGCUCAGGCGCACGUGGACAGUCUGAACGAGACGCUGAAGCUGAAGGAGCAGGAGAUUCGCCGCGUGCUGACGCGCGAGAGUGACGAGAAGCUGCUGAAGGAGAAGACGUCCUAUGCCACGCAAUUGGCGGAAAUGGUGGGCAAAGUGAAGGGAAUGGACGCCACGCUGAAAGAGAUAAGUUUCGAAGUGCGAGCGCGAGCGGAAGCCGAGGAGAAGUCGCAGAAGGCUCGAGGCCUGUGGAGCGCGUGUCAGGCGCUGUGGCUGUGCGUGCGUCAGGGGGAGAACAACUCCUCGUGGCGCGACGGGCUGGUGCCUCUGGAGGGCGCCGUGAGUGCGGUGGACAAGGCGUCGGCGGAGAACGACAAGGUGGUGAAGACGAUCCUGGGCUCGCUGUCCAAGGAGGCGCUCACGCGUGGCGUGUAUCCGGAGGAGGCGCUGCGAGAGCGCUUCCUCAAGGUGGAUCGCCUGGCCAGACGCCUGGCGCUGGUGCCCGAGGACGGAGCGCGUCUACCCAUGUACAUCCUGUCAUACUUGCAGUCCAUGUUCAUCCUCACGCCCGACAAUCCCGUGUCCAAGGAGGAGUUGAAGGAUGAGAUCGUCGACUUUAGCAAAUUGGAUACUUACGACAUACUGAACAGAGCCCGCUAUUGGAUGGAGCGCGGCAACCUGACCCAGACGCUGAGGUACAUGAACCUGCUCCAGGGCGCGCCGCGCAAGGUGGCCAGCGACUGGCUGAAGGAGUGCCGCCUGUAUCUGGAGACGCAGCAGGCGAUCAACACGCUGAUGUCGCACGCCGCCACCACUGGUCUCAUGUACUUGUAGUGAAAUUAUACCUCAAGCUUCUUAAACUCCAUUAGAGAUUUAAUUCCUCCGCCGCCAGAUUUAAUUACACUGUAGUCAAGUUGAAAAUUAAAUGAAACGUCGAAGUUCAUGAUGCGCAGAAUUGCAGCUGGAAGAAGAUUCCUCUCGGGCGUGACGGAGUGAAAGUGCACAGAAAUACAUGAUGAAUUGAAUU